CACUGACAUCCUGCGCAAGCUAGUUGUUUGGUUUCUCGGGCACCAUGGCAGCUCGCAUUCCAGGGCCCUUUCUCCAGCAGACUCCCAUUGGAUUCCCAUCUUAUUGUCGUUUUAUGAACAGGGAUUGGAUGGCAAGGAAAGCCUUUGAAAAAAGCGAAGUCAACACUCGCGUGUACAAGGCAAUCUACGAGAAUUUCGGUGUCAGAGGAAAGAUUCCGAUUAACAGGUUUGUGGGCCGGAAUCGCAUACGUCUUCGUGGAAUCACGGAAGGAUACAACCGAGGUGCCAAAAGGUGGACUUGCAUGAACAAACACGGCUUCAUGAUGAUGUACAGAGAAGGUUGGUUGGUGAAGUACGGCUGGGAUCCAGACCGGCGGUCCUGACUCUCACUGCAAAGCUCCAAGCGAGAGAUGCCAGCCUUGACUUGAUGAGCAAUGCAGAUGUUCAAUUGUUUCGGAUGCGAGUCCUCUACAUAAUAACUUGAUGACGAUGAAAGAAUAACAAUAUAUUGGAUGACAUGGUUCACUUGGG
Messenger RNA from Durusdinium trenchii, 531 nucleotides. The record is from the annotation of a GenBank genome assembly. NCBI's taxonomy places the organism in Eukaryota, Dinophyceae, Suessiales, Symbiodiniaceae.